UUUGUUCUGCCCUUCGGAAGAGCACCUACAUCCAGUGCAAGUGCAAGCUUGUACGUGAUGCAGGCGGAGAAGGAGACUACGGCGGCGGCGGCGCACCCCGCGGCUGGCAAGCCGCCGAGCAUCUGCGACAGGCUCCAGAGGGCCUUCCACGCCCGGCCGGCGUUCCGGCCCCUCCGCCGCCUCACCGUCCGCCACCAGGACGGGGAUGGUGAAACUGCCAAGCCCGCCGGCGAUGGCGACGGCGCCGCGCCUGUGCCUGACCCUAAUAAGCACAGCGGCCCGCCGGUGCCGGCCCCGCCGCAGCCACUCACGCCGUCGCCGGCUCCGGCUGGCGGCGCCCCCGCGGCCACGUCUCCGCAGCCUGUUCCUGUGCGCUUACCGGCCGUCGCAGAGAAGAAGGCAGCGCCGCCGGGGCCGCCGGUGCCCGCGCCACCGCCGGACGUCAAGGCGGGAAUGGUGGUGGCCGCGGCGGACGCCAAGGCUGGGGACAAGGCUCCGCAGGCCAAGGGGAAGGCCAGGGUGGGCUCCAGGGUCCGCAAGGCGCUCUCGUCCAAGUAGGCAGGGUUCCAUUUGCUGGUGGAUGUGCUCGAUCUCAUAUGAAUUGUCUCGUUGAUAUGGCCGAUAUCGAUCCCAUGCGGCAUAUACGGGUGGACUAAGAAUUACUCUCUAGUCUCUCUAGCCUUGUCUGAGUGUCAAAAUGUAACGCAAACUCUAUUUGGUUAAGAUAAAAGUUAUCAAUAGACUAUCAUCUCCAAUGAUUUAUAAUUUUA
Messenger RNA from Panicum virgatum (switchgrass), 770 nucleotides. Its product is annotated as skin secretory protein xP2-like. Lineage: Eukaryota; Viridiplantae; Streptophyta; Magnoliopsida; Poales; Poaceae. The transcript has a single exon. The coding region runs from base 58 to 558 and encodes 166 amino acids. The record is from RefSeq and is a predicted model, not a curated record.